AUGCCCCCGUUAUCCUCUGAACGAAUUGCCGAGAGCCGCUCGAGAUAUUUGAAUGAUACGCCCCAGUGUCUUGAUCGCCCAUGGAGCAAAAAGAACAGCCAUGCUAUCAUGAAAAUCAUCUUUUGUGUUUGGAAUGAUGUCCCAACUGCUGAGCACCUGCAUAAGAUGCAACUUCCGGUUUCAAAAGACCCUCUGCGUGGCACGUUAAGGGGCAAUGCCCUCGGUGUAGAGGCUACUGGCCUCGAUACCCGACCGGCAUGA
Messenger RNA from Penicillium pulvis, 261 nucleotides. RefSeq lists its product as uncharacterized. The transcript has a single exon. Lineage: Eukaryota; Fungi; Ascomycota; Eurotiomycetes; Eurotiales; Aspergillaceae. The record is from RefSeq and is a predicted model, not a curated record. Bases 1 to 261 code for a protein of 86 amino acids.